This is a messenger RNA of Cydia pomonella (codling moth), 590 nucleotides long. RefSeq lists its product as uncharacterized. Lineage: Eukaryota; Metazoa; Arthropoda; Insecta; Lepidoptera; Tortricidae. The coding region runs from base 1 to 357 and encodes 118 amino acids. The record is from RefSeq and is a predicted model, not a curated record. The transcript is spliced from 4 exons.
AUGAUUUUUACAUGUGUAAUAGGCACUGAAGGCAUAUUCCUGAUAGUGCCCGAAGACGUGCCCAUGGCUCUCAUCGGCAUCUACGGAUUCUCACCACCGGUUCGUGUUGGGAAGGACCACCGCGUGGGUUUCGGGUUCCGAUUUGGCAGCCAUGCGGAUUUUCAGGUCAUGUACGAGUUUGGGCCGCAGAUGCGCACAAAACCCCUUCAGCCUAUCAAAAUCCGUUCGGCAGCAUACAGACAGCGCGUGACGCGGCGACGUCCGCUGUUAGAGCUGCUGCUGCGUGCUGGGCUGCUGGAAGUAGCUGAAGCAGAGGCCGAAGUCUCAUACGACGAGGACCUGGAUCAGCCUAGAUAGCCUGGUGACAGAGACCGUGUCGGAGGGUCUGCCAUCUCGUGACCUGAAUCGAAAGCGAAAACAAUCCACGCUUCUAAGCAGGUACUGCCCCCUACACUUCAUGCUCGCUCUAUUUCGCAUAAGGUGAGAUGGGGUAAGAAUAACAUAGUUUAUAAAAAGUAGCCGCUAAAACCUCGCGUGAUUUGUGCUCAAGCCCCAACUUAUCUUGGUAUGACUCUAAAGUGUUAUUCUUG